This is a messenger RNA of Protopterus annectens (West African lungfish), 1164 nucleotides long. Its product is annotated as lysosome-associated membrane glycoprotein 3-like. The coding region runs from base 172 to 1164 and encodes 330 amino acids. Gene Ontology annotation, cellular component: membrane. The record is from RefSeq and is a predicted model, not a curated record. Lineage: Eukaryota; Metazoa; Chordata; Ceratodontiformes; Protopteridae. The transcript is spliced from 3 exons.
UAACGUGUUAUCUGCCAGUAACGAGCACAACGUGUAAGCUAAGCGUCCUGAACAGCAAGCUUCUCUUGGGCUCCACCUAAGUGCAGGAAAGUUGCCGUGGGACAGCAGAAGCAGUAGGUCGGUAAAGCAGCAUUUUCUGUUGGACCGAAAAGGGAACGUCGCUUUCGAACCAUGAAGGCAUCGUCGGUAACAGGUGCAGUGGGAGUACUGCUCCUCGUCGCAUUAUUUUCCUUUAGUGUCACUGCAGUGGAUAAAGGACAGGAAGCAACAGGUAUUCAAGUUUCCAAUGCAGAGCAAAAUAACCUUUUGGGUCAAGCAGCAAUUACUUCAGCAACCCAAACUGUAACUUCAAACAUGGCUGUUACACCUGCAGGUAUUGCUACAUCAUCGAAUGGAGCCAUUGCUACAUCUGCACAAGGGAAUACUACCACUACUAAUGCUGCAGCUGAGACUACCACUGCAACUACACACGCAGCCAAUUCUACUACGAGUAGCAUAACUACGCAUGCAACAAAUGUUACAACCUCUCCUUCAAAUGAGACAACCGCUACAACUGCACAUACUACCACUGCAACUACACACACAGCCAAUUCUACUACGAGUAGCAUAACUACGCAUGCAACAAAUGUUACAACCUCUCCUUCAAACGAGACAACAGCUACAACUGCAAAUACUACCACUGCAACUACACACACAGCCAAUUCUACUACGAGUAGCAUAACUACGCAUGCAACAAAUGUUACAACCUCUCCUUCAAACAAGACAACAGCUACAACUGCAAAUACUACCACUGCAACUACACACACAGCCAAUUCUACUACGAGUAACAUAACUACGUAUGCACCAAAUGUUACAACAACCUCUCCUUCAAACCAGACAACACCUUCACCAGAACCUACCAUCUCACCACAGCCUUCACAUCCUGAAGUUGGAAAUUAUAGUGUGAAGGAAAAGAAUAACCCUUGCAUCAUGGCACAAAUGGGAACUCAACUGAUUAUCAAUCCCAAUGACAAGAAUAAGGGCUACUUCAACAUUGAUCCUAAAUCUGUUAACGUUAAUGGAAGCUGUGGGAAAAGUCAGUCGAACAUGAAUCUGCUCUUUAAUGGAGGAUAUGUCAAGUUCAUUUUCACUGAGGUAAGAACUUAUUGUUUUUUGUCUGUUUAA